AUGGACAGUCUCGAGGCACUUCGAGAGCGCCUCAAUGAGACUCUCAUCCCCCACGCCCAACGAUAUCCCCUACAAGCUAUCCUCGUCACAACCAUAAUCCUCUUCAUCACAACAAGACUCUUUACAGGCAGUUCAUCUUCUUCUAGAAAGGAUGGAUCAAAAACACCCCCUCUUGCGCCCUUUUGGGUACCCUUGUUCGGCCAUGCUCCGCGUAUUUUCCUCAGUCCUUCUUCAGCUUUGACGCGCUUCAGAGAUCGAUAUGUUCAGGGUGUCUUUUCACUCCGCUUAUUCCAGAGCAUUCACUCUUUUGUGUUUCGACCUUCUCUUGUGGCUCGUCUUCUUGAGCAGCCGGGAUCUAUCGCUGACAAGGAGUAUGUCGCUCGACGGAUUAUGAUGACCAAUUUUGGCCUUGAGAAGAAGGAUCUUGCUGCUUAUGAUAAAGCUGCUCCUGAGGUCUAUCAAAUCACCAGGGAGUAUCUGAGCGGCUCUCAUCUCGACACCCUCGCCAAUGCUGCCCUUCGCGAUCUUGACGACAAUGCUGCUGAUGCAAUCUCUUUCAACAGCUAUCCCACUGAUCAGAUGGACUGGGAGCGAGGGGCCAAUGCGGAGCUUUUGGAAAAUACAGGAGACGAAAAGAUCAUGGCUGUGGACUUCUUCGAACUCAUGAAAACCUUCGUCGCUAGAACUGCCACCAUCUCAGUCUUUGGCACAGACUUCGUCGAGGUCUACACCGAUAUCUGGCCUCAUCUGUGGAUUUUCAACGAUGCUUUCCACUCGCUCGCAAUGGGUGUCCCCGUCUGGGCGCCUUUCCCAAGCUCCCAGCGCGCCAGAUUUGCUCUAAAAAGGCUACUCACUUUCAUGCGCGAGUAUCAUACUGAGUUGGACAAGUUUCUCAGUGAUGAAGAGCCGGCGACGAAAUGGCAGGACUUUCACACCAUCAGCCCUCUUGUACGCGCCAGGACUGAAGUCUAUCGAAAGCAUGGUCUGUCCAUUGAUAUUCGCGCUGCAUUCGAUGUUGCUCUUCUUUGGGCGACUACUGUCAACUCUACGUCGCUCAUCUCCUGGUCUCUGUUCGAGUUGUAUCAGGACCAAGUUCUUCUAUCUCAAAUCCGCGAGCAAAUCACACCAUUCGUCAAGAUCGUUCAGCCUAAGAACGAAUUCGGUGGCGCUGUCUGGAUCCCUCCUCAGGUUCAGAAACUCGACCUAGAAGGUCUCGUUACUAAAUGUCCUUUGCUUCAAGGGGUAUACCUUGAGACAUUAAGGUUAUACGGUGGAGGGUGGUCAGCGAGAUACCUGAAGGAGGAUGUGAUUCUCAAAGACAAAGAAGACAGCUUUGUUCUAAAGAAGGGAACGGUCGCACACAUUGUGAAUGACCUUCAUCACUCUGAUCCUAGAAGCUUCACAGACGCCAAGGUCUGGCAAGUUGGGCGAUAUAUAGAAGAUGCCGUGGAUGAGAAGGGUGUCAAGACACAGAAGGUUGACCCGUACACAGUCCGAGCAUCAGAUGGAACAUUGACGAUGUGUGACGACUCGGAGUUUACGUUGAGAAAGGUCGCCAUGUACAUCUCGGUGUUUAUCAGCCUUUACGAACUCGAACCCGCCGGUAGUGAGAGAUGGCCAUCGCCGCCGGUAGUCAAGGGAGUUGCUUCAACGCAACCGUGGGGGUCUGUUAGACUGUGGGCAAAGCGAAGGUCGCCGCAACCUCAAUGA
Molecule: messenger RNA, 1710 nt
Organism: Fusarium musae
Lineage: Eukaryota; Fungi; Ascomycota; Sordariomycetes; Hypocreales; Nectriaceae
Exons: 2
Coding region: 1-1710 (569 amino acids)
Molecular function (GO): oxidoreductase activity, acting on paired donors, with incorporation or reduction of molecular oxygen; iron ion binding; monooxygenase activity
Source: RefSeq, a predicted model, not a curated record